GUAUGUAUUGCCAAGCCAUAGACAUUGGCCGUGUACAGCAGCCGAGGUGGCCCAAGCUCCCAAAGUGACUUUCAACUCCAACAAAUGGAGAAGCUCUGUCAUGCCACGAGAGCUGGUGAGCUCCAUCUUCACGUCUGCUCUGUUAUACCAGUUUCAAUGCGACAACAUUGCUUGAUCAAAGGAUCAUCACAUUGAUCUUAGCUGGACACUUCAAGAACACUACGCUAUCUUCACGCGUGACGUUAGAAGCUCAAGAUCUCUUCAAGAACCAAACCACUUGCAGUCCCGCAGGACUCUCUCGAACUAGACAAAUUCAAACACAUAUCGCCAUACCCAACCCCAUACACACCAAUCCAGUUACUUCCCACCACCUCCACCACCACCCACCAUGUCCAUCACCCCCUUCCGCCCCCACAUCGACAUCCGCUCCACCGAACGCCUCCACUCCAAACUCAAAGACAUCCGCGUCCCCACCCAAGAAAUCCUCCCCUCCGCCAACAAAGCCUACGGCGUCCCCCACAAAUGGGCCACCGAACUCUUCAAUUACUGGCAAAACACCUAUUCCUGGUCCGCAGCCGAAGGCCGCAUCAACCAAUUCGAACAUUUCACCACAGAAAUCGAACAAGUAAAUUUACAUUUCGUGCAUCAGAAAUCCAAAUCAGAUGAGAAUGCGAAAGCGAUCUUGUUAAUUCAUGGCUGGCCGGGAAGUUUUUAUGAGUUUUCUGAAGUUAUAAAACCAUUGGCGGAAGGUGAAGGGCAAAAAUUCCAUUGUGUGGUUCCUAGUUUGCCGGGUUUUUGCUUCUCUUCUGCUCCGCCGAGGAAAGGUUGGACGGUGAAGGAUACGGCGAGGAUUUUGGAUCAGUUGAUGCAGAGUUUGGGGUAUAAGGAGUAUGUCGUGCAAGCGGGAGAUUGGGGAGCUAUGGUGGCAAGGGAAUUGGGAGCCAAGUAUGCGGAGAGGUGUAAGGUGAUGCAUCUGAACUGGUGUCCUGGGGCGCUGCCGGAGGGAGUGCAGGAUGUUACGGAGAGGGAGAGUUGGUGUGAGGAGAGGAAGGGGAAUUGGAGGACGGAGCAUGUUGGAUACGCGGUUCUAAUGCGGACGCGGCCGCAAAGUCUGAGCUGGAUGUUGGAAGAUAAUCCCGUCGGCUUGAUGACUUUCAUAGGAGAAAAGUACGAAGAGGCCUCGAAUCCGGCAGUACAUUACACUCCCCAUUGGAUGGACCAUGUCCUCACAACGGUGUGCCUGUACUUCCACACCCGCUGCAUCGGUACCAGUGCGCUGCUGUAUUACGAAAACCCCAGACACGACCAGUUCGCAGCCUAUUGCGGCGCUCCGGAGAACGCAAUCAAAUGUCCAUUUGGCUACACGAGCAUGGGGUACGACACUUCUCCGAACAGCAAGCGAGCCGCGGGAGGUACGGGGAACCUUGUGUGGUACAAAGAACGAGACGAUGCCGGGCACUUUGCCUGUCUAGAGGCUCCGCAGGCCAUUGUAGAGGAUGUGAGAGAAGUUGUCGCGAAGUUUUGGAGUUAGUGAGAACAUGUCGUGAUCGCCGGAAGGGGCCGCGUUGAUCGAACAUGCGAGGAAAGUUCGAUAGAUGUGUCUUGGCGGCAGCAUGGCCAGUUUCGAGAAGGUCGAUCCUGUCCGUAGGGGUCAUAGCCGUCAGCUUACUGCAUUCUCGUGCCUUGGGCCGUGAAUAGUAGAAGCUUGUCUGUUGGGGCGAUGGGUUCGGAUCGGCUGAGGGAUGCA
Cercospora beticola is the source of this 1747-nucleotide messenger RNA. Its product is annotated as epoxide hydrolase family protein. Gene Ontology annotation, molecular function: epoxide hydrolase activity. Gene Ontology annotation, biological process: epoxide metabolic process. NCBI's taxonomy places the organism in Eukaryota, Fungi, Ascomycota, Dothideomycetes, Mycosphaerellales, Mycosphaerellaceae. The record is from RefSeq and is a predicted model, not a curated record.